This is a messenger RNA of Coregonus sp. 'balchen', 2187 nucleotides long. The record is from the annotation of a GenBank genome assembly. NCBI's taxonomy places the organism in Eukaryota, Metazoa, Chordata, Actinopteri, Salmoniformes, Salmonidae.
AUGGGACACGGGGGAAAUGGGCCUGAGAGGAAUUUUAGCGCUAAAGAAGAACGAAAGGUAAGCUUGUUGCAAUUAAAUUGGCCUACAUGAAACAGUUUCGAUAUGAGGCAUUUGGGCCUCAUGUAAGGAACUGGGUAAUACAUCAAGUAAAGGGUUGUGCAGGAAUUGUGCUUAGUAAAAACAUUUUACAUUUAAAAUCCUUAAUUGCAUUUAUGCAUCAUGUAAAUAAAUGCAUGCAUAUUGCACUACCACAAUGCAUGCAUUGAUGCAAUGUGCAGAGAGUUGGUUUGAGUAUGCAGACUUUGCAUCCAUGGGUGGGGGGUGGGGGGUGGGUGGCCAGAGAAGGGUUGGCUAGGGUGUUCUAUCUCCAAAGUGUCUAUUACAGACUUGAUUUGAGUAUAAAAUUGAAUCACAUUUCCCCUAAUAUUAAAUUGAAACCACUGAAAUGUAACAAUAAUUUCUGAUGACAUCCAUUCAAAUCCUUUCAAACAAUAGCUAAACUGACUGAUUAGUUUUGAUCAACAUUGAUAAACAUUGGUGGUGUUCUAUUUCUUUAUGCCUUUAUCAUAAAUGGUCACUGUAAAUGUUUAAACAAUCGUCAAGGCAUCAAUUGGUUAAUAUGUAGACAGAUGUAUUAAUUGGCCUGUUGAUUUGAUUGAAAGCUGCGGAAGCCUCUAAUUGAGAAGAAGAGGCGGGAGCGCAUCAACUGCAGUCUGGAACAACUGAAAGGGAUCAUGGUGGAUGCAUACAACCUGGAUGUGAGUACACACACACACACACACACACACACACACACACACACACAAGAUGAUAAUAUUUUGAGAAUGCAAUUGCAAAUUACAUUCUUCCUCCCAUCUCCUUCUGAUUCACUCCUCUUACACAGCAAUCUAAACUGGAGAAGGCUGAUGUACUGGAGGUUACUGUGCAACAUAUGGAGGGUCUGCAGAAGGGUCACGGUUCAGGUAAGCACCUAACACACACACACACACACACACACACCGUCACCUUUGAAGACAGUAGUCCACUUGGCUGUUUUCAUUCUUAAAACGUUGUUCCAAGUUCUAACAGAACAUACAGAACCUGUUUAAAAUUCUUACAGUGAUGGAAGCCUUGGAACCUCCCAUGAUGUGGAGGAUUAUCAUGCGUUGUCAAUCAUUGAAUAAUGUCACCCAAUAGGGGUCCUUCACUCUACAUAUCAAUGAGCUCCCAUUGGGUCAAAUCAGUCAAAUGAUUGACAACAGAGACAAACUGGGAUUCAAAGCAAGCCAGGGAAUGGGAUAGACACUCCUUCACUACCCUGAUCACACAUUUCACGAGUUGAUAUCAACUGAUUUGUUUUAUUUCAAGUUAUUUUAAGUAAUAUAUUCUAUUGACUGAUAUAAACCUGUUCACAAAGCUCACUGCAUAUUAAUUAGUGCAUAAUACCAUCAAUAUCCUGCAUACCCUACUAUGUGGUAACUACGCAUUGUAGGCCUACUAAGCCCGUGAGUUGGUGUUCCAUCCUGACUCACCGCUUCCCCCUUGUGUUCGUAUCUCUCUCUAGGUUCCCCUUCUGGUCCCAGUAUAGGGUUUGAGUCCCGGCAUCGCUACAGCAGUGGAUACAUCCAGUGUAUGCAUGAGGUCCACAACCUGCUCCUGAGCUGCCCAGGCAUGGACAAGCCACUGGGGGCCCGGCUCCUCAACCACCUGCUCAAGUCUCUGCCCCACAUCAGCUCUGAGACUGGGGCUGGGAACACUGGUGGCAAUGGGACCAAUGGUAUCAAUCGGACUCCGACUAGGGCUAUUGGUAUUAGUAAUAGUAACAGUGGUAGUAUUGGUGGUGGUAGUAGUAAUGGUGGUAGUCCCAUGUCUGGAUCUGGGCCUGCCUCCCCUCCCCAGUCUCCACUUUCUCUGCCAUCUGGAGGUGGAGCUCAGUCAUUCCAGCCUCGCUGUUUACAGAUGCAUCAUGCCAAGCCCCCCACGCAGCCAUCACCCCCACCCAUAGGAUGUUCACCGCUCCACGCCCUUCGCAGCCAGGUACAUUCUGGUAGAGAUGGGAGGGAUCAGCAGAAGCCCUUCUCCUCCUCCUCCUCUCCUAGCUCCCCCAAAUCCUCCCCCAAUCUACCCCAGCCUGGGGUGUUUCACCCCGCCCCCCUGUCCCCUUUCUUCCCCCCUGGGGGAGACCCCUCCAUGUGGAGGCCUUGGUGA